Funneliformis geosporum is the source of this 1767-nucleotide messenger RNA. The record is from the annotation of a GenBank genome assembly. Lineage: Eukaryota; Fungi; Glomeromycota; Glomeromycetes; Glomerales; Glomeraceae.
AUGUCGGCAUUUUUACCGCCAGAGUGCCUUCAGGAGAUAUUUUAUUUUUUAAAGGAUGAUAGAAGGUCAUUACAUUCAUGCCUAUUUGUGAAUAAGUUCUGGUGUAGUUGUGUAGUGCCCACGUUGUGGAGUCGUCCUUUCGAACUUGCAAGACGAACGUCAGGUAGACUCAUUGAAACGUAUACCAAAUUCUUCGAUGAAAAAUCCAAAGAGCUCUUAUCAUCUCAUCAUAUCAUCAUUAAACCCACAAUUAAACCGAUUAUAUUCGAUUAUCCAAGAUUUAUUAAGUCCAUCCGAUAUCAUAACGUUUAUGAUUUUAGUUCGGUAUGGUUACAUGAAGCGGAAUGUCGAGGUCAACAAAAACAUUCCUCACCUUUCGAUAGAACUAAUAUAUUAAGAGAAUUCUCAAAAGAAUUAAUCAAAUUAUUCCUUCAUAAUUAUUCUACUGUGGAAGAUUUAUCAUUUAAUGUCAUAAGAUUGCUUGAUGUGCCUGAUUUGUCCGGUAACAAAUUAAUUCAUGGGAUUAGACCACCCAGGGAACCUUCAUAUGUUAUUAGGGUUUUAGAAUAUUUAUCACCGUUUGAAGAAGAUUUGCUUGAUAUACUUAAAAGUUCAAAAUCUUCUUUAACGAAUUUACAAAAAUUAGAACUUGGUGCCAACAAGAAUUAUGGUAACAUCAUGAAAAUGCUUGGAAACGUAACCAAAAAUCUCCAAACUUUGGAAUUUAAAUUCUCGUCAGAGUUAAGGGUUAAUAAUGAGAAAGAAGAUCUAAAGAUAACUGUUACGAUGCAAGAUUUAAUUGAAGAACAAAAUUGUUUAAAGAAAGUUGGCAUAAGUCAAGGAUCUCAUCAUAUCCCGGGAUUAAUUAAAGCGUUAAAGUGUCACGUUAACAAUUUAACGGAAUUAUCAUUUGAUAAAAUUCAUUUCGGUUCGAUUCCAUCGGCGCAAGAGACAUUUGAAACGAUCUCUUCAUGCUAUCAAUUGGAAAAAUUGGUGAUAACGGAUUGUAAAGGAUUAACCGAUGAAGUGAUCGCAUCCUUUAACACCGCGAUAUUUAGAAAUUUGAAAACCUUUAUAUUCACCAGAUUUCAUAAUCCAAUUGAUGAUAUUUUCAGAGCCUUCAUAACGGGAAUACCUCAAGCAGUUAAUGCUAAUCAAGAAACGAUGGAACCAUUAGUCAACUUGAUCUCGAGUACGAAUGAAAGUUUACAAGUUUUACGUUUUGGCAGAAGUUCACUUUAUGGUAGAGAAUUACCGCAUGAUUUUGGCUGGGGUACGAAUUUUCCACCCGAGAGAAUCAUGGAUGUAAUAUCGUUAUCAUGUCCCAACCUAACUUUAUUCGAAAUUCAUAUAAGGAGGAAUAUAUUUCCUCAAGUGUUGAAUCUCCUGAAGUCUACCAAUCAAUUAAGUAGGUUUAUCUUCUCUGCAGAAUUGGAUUUGGUCGACGAAAAAGAUUUUUGGAGGAAUUUAUCAAUGCAUAUACCCGCUCGUUUGCAAGAUUUAACGAUUAGUAUCGGUCCAGUAUUUUGGUUGGUGGUUCUACAUUGGCUAUUCGAAAAUGUGAAAUGUAAUUUGGAAACCUUACAAUUCCCUAUAUCAACUUUUAUCGAUGAUGAAUAUCUUUGCAUCAUUGCUCAAUAUGCCAAAAGAAUGGGUACCAUGAAACGGUUGGCUUUAUCUACCGGUACCAAGAUUACCCCUGAAGGACUUUCUAAUGCUCUUCUUGUAAUUGAAGAUAUUACAAACACUGGUGAAUAUAACAAAUAA